This is a messenger RNA of Aptenodytes forsteri (emperor penguin), 6314 nucleotides long. RefSeq names its product yippee like 2 (gene YPEL2). NCBI's taxonomy places the organism in Eukaryota, Metazoa, Chordata, Aves, Sphenisciformes, Spheniscidae. The record is from RefSeq and is a predicted model, not a curated record. The transcript is spliced from 6 exons. The coding region runs from base 727 to 1086 and encodes 119 amino acids.
CAAGGUUUGGAGAAUGAGCUGAAUGAGUGCAGGCAUUAGAGAAGGACACUUACGGUUCAUGUAUCGGCAAUGACUUUUGUUGACCGUGCUAGUACUGCUGAGCUGCAUGCAGUGUCAUCUUAUCAAGUGUUUGAAAUUGGUGCAUUUCAGAAACCUGAUACUGAAGGAGUAAAGGGCCUUUCACAACGUCCUUCCUACCCUCCUACCUUCAGAUGAUUUGGCUUCAUCUUUUCCAAAGCUGUUGCAGUCCCGUGUGGUAGGGAGGAUCUCCAGAACUGCCCCAAACCAGGAUCUUUUGUUGUGGUAUUCCAUCAUCAGAGUAUGAAAGCUCCUUAGCUGUGCCAGGUGUCUCGGAGGGUUCGGCACCUGAAAUUCUGACGCUAACUCUUAUUCCGUAGGGAAGACCGGCAAAACUGGGCAUUAAACCCAGACUCCAAUUUCAGCGUUGUCACCUUAGAGACUAGCCUUCCUCCUUCAAACUGCAAUGCAUUAAGCAACGUUAAGGCAGUUUCCAUGUCAAGAAACCCCUGGUUUGUGUGAAGUCCCCCAUUCCCUCUGCCCGAAUCUCUUCCUCUGAAGCGGUCAUCAGCGUGUGGAGCCUGCCCCACACCCGCCACCUGCCAAACCACGGCCUUUACCUGUGUCUUCCGGUGUUUCCCGUGCGACCCAUCCUGCGGGAGUGCCUCCUGGGCCACCCCAGAGUUCACGCAGCGCUCAGUGGCUCCAAUGGUGAAGAUGACAAGGUCCAAGACUUUCCAGGCAUAUCUGCCUUCGUGCCACAGGACCUACAGCUGCAUUCACUGCAGGGCUCAUCUUGCCAACCACGAUGAGCUCAUUUCCAAGUCCUUUCAAGGAAGCCAAGGACGAGCAUACCUCUUCAAUUCAGUAGUUAAUGUGGGUUGUGGCCCUGCAGAGGAGCGGGUGUUAUUAACAGGAUUACAUGCGGUUGCAGAUAUUUACUGUGAAAACUGCAAAACCACACUGGGUUGGAAAUACGAACACGCUUUUGAAAGCAGCCAGAAGUAUAAAGAAGGCAAAUACAUCAUUGAACUAGCUCACAUGAUCAAGGAUAAUGGCUGGGAUUGAAUGGGAAGAGCCCAGCCCUACCAGCGUGUGAGAGAAUGCCAUCCAACCGAACAUUAUAUCCAAGAGUGAGAGAGUGACUGAACGCUUGGUUCCAUGCAUUUAGAGGCUCUGCGAUUUGGGAGCAUCUUCACACCCUUCUCCAUCCUUAUUGGUGACUGGCCUCUAAAUUUCUGUCUCUCUGUCUCUUUGCUUUGUAUCUGUUUGUGAGUUGACCCUGGCUGCUUCUCUCUCUGUUCUGGCGUUGGCUAAGAGAAUGCACCGAAUGCCCGACAGCCAUUCCAUGUUGACGAAUGUUUAAGUACAAACUGAAGUUGGCUCUGUGGUGGCAUUUUAUCAGAAGGUCUCAGUGCGGGAGGAAGACCUGAGUUUUGGGCAGGAGAAGGUGAUAGGGGGUGGGGAGUGGGCCCGAAGGGAAGUCAUCAGAAGUUGAAACUGUACUUCUCCUUUAAGUCCUGGUUAACCAAGGCUUGAAACUGUCUACUUGUCUAAAUGGACAGAAAAAUACCUCACGGCUGCGUUCUCUCCGAAUCGUAAAACCGCUGCUCCAUCGGUGGAGCUUCAGUCUAAGCUGGCUGAGCACCAGUUCCCCCCGCAAGCUAAUCGCAAUUCUGUGUUUUGUUUGCCAUUUAUGAACUUCUUGUUUGGGGGGGAGGACCUGAAGGCUGGAGAGAUUCCCUGCCUCUCCUUUUUCUCGCUGUUUCAGGGUAGGUAGGCCAAACGUCCCAACAGAGCACAGCUGUGGGGAGUGUCCUCACAGCUGGAGAAACCAAAUCCUGACUCUUGAGCCCUUCAGAGAGGAGGAGAAAACCACUUAAGGCACAAGGGGGCCGGAGCUGCAGCUUAGAAGAUAUGACAAGGGGGGAAAAAAAAAAGGCACGUGCUAGGCAAGAAAGAGGAAAUAACGUAGAGGGGGAUGGGGACAAACUUAGUAAUGCAGGGUACCCCUUGAUUUCCCGGCCUCCACUGAGCGUCUUUGGGGGUCUUUUACCGGUCCUUCACAAGCGCGAGUAGGAAAAUGCUGUUACAGAAUCUUUUUCUUAAAUCCCAGCUCUUGGAGCCUGGCGGAGAAAUGGUGUGAGAGUGGGGAGAGGAGGGAGCAGAGGAGCCUGGCGGGUGGGGGAGUAUUCCACAGGUGUUUAUUUCAAGCCAUGAGGUAUCCUCCCCAAAACCUUCCCCCCUUUUCCCACUCCCAGAAGCCUGUUGCAGGCACAGGGGGAAUGGGAAAGAAAAAAGAAAUUAAACAACUUCCCCCUACCCCUGAAAUUGUCUAUGCCUUGGAGUUUAAAGGGGUGGGGUAGAUGUGGGCAUCAUAACUGCAAGGGACAAGUCCUUCCCAUUUUAAUUUUUUCAUUUUAAUUAGUGUGGACCUUCCCGAGGUGGUUGGUGGGGAAGGGGCGUCGUGUGUGAGAGGGGAGCUGCGUUAGACAUAAAUGACAAUGUGAAGUUUGCUCUGCAACAGUCCAGCCAGUAUCUGGUGCAUAACUCAAGACUAUUUAACCAAAUUAGUUUUAUCUCUCUGAGUGAAUUUUCUUUUCGUUUGUGGAAUUCUUUCAAGUAGGUUAAUCCAUUGGGGGAAAUCUUUGUUAAUCCAGAAGGAAGGAGUAUUGUGCAGGGGUUUGUAACUCCUUAUGAAACUGAAGCUUUGGAGCUGUAAUCCGUUGUCGCUUGCCCCCACCCCCAGGAGACUCUCAGUUAGCUGUGGGGAUCAGGACGGAGGGCUGGUGGUGAGAAAGCAAUUUGCUGUUAAAUGAAGGGGAUGUGAGCAGAGAUGCUACUUAUGGGUCAGGGUGGAACUUAAGUGUUGGGUCCUUGGGCUGAAACCCCGACCUGAUGGCUCAUCUAAGCAAAGGCUGUUUUUUCUCUUGAACCACUAUUCUUUACAACCUUGGAGAGAGAAGUGAGAUGGAGGCUGGCCGCAGCUCCUGCAAUGGAUGGAGUUGGCUCGGUUUGUGGCUAGCCUGUUAGGAAGUGGCUUUCUGCUGUGGCUGUGUGACAGUUGCUUCAGCUUUCGUUUCUGAUCAUCUCUGCUUCCAUCAUCCACAUUCCCUUCAGUGGUAAAAAUCUAGCGGAAAUCAAAAAUUCUGCAGUACCUGCUAUCUUGUUGACUUUGGCACCGACCUGGUCCCAUUUUCCUGUCCUUUGGUUGGUGAUCCAUGACAAUUUAUUGGGUUUCGACUAGUGGGAAGUAAUUUGCAUUCUUUGAAGAGCUCUUCAGGUCUCCCCAGAUACGUAGCCUUUAAAGGGGUCUGGUUGGAACUGGGAGAAGUAAGGGAUAACCCCAGGUCACUAAUAUGAGGUUGAGAAAAAGAGCACACGGGCUUACGGUUUUAUGUUGGUAUUUAGAGUGAUUGCCUAUAAAAAAAAAGAUAUAAAAGGUAAGCCUGUCUAGAGGACUGCUCUGAGAAAUAAGAACAGUUACUACAGAGAGCUACCAGAUGUAAAUGUUUUUAUCCAUAUAUUUGGGACAAGAAAGGAUGAUGAUCCAUCAGAUCGGGCUGGUUUUAACUGUUCACAGGGGUUACGCUUUUAAUGGCAACCACUCUCAGCUUGAAUACGGCAAGAUCUUAAUCUGGUUUUAAUUGGUUUUGUCCCAUCAGCAUCCACAGAGUCACACUUGCUGAGAAUCUGGCCUCAAGCCCUGAUAGGAAGAAAGUAUGUGUGCCUGUAAACGUCCCCAACACCCAGAGAAUGACCUAUAGAGUGACUUUAAUACACUGUAUAGGGAGAUGAGGAAAAACGGGCUUGCGAGGCUCAUUGCCGUUUGUUCUCUGCUAUGUGUCCAUUAAAUAUGAAGUACUUCUUAGUCUGCUGCUAACUCAUCUGUGACUUGCUGUAUUAAGACACAUGACAGUAUUGGGAGCUGGUGACCAGACAGGAUGAUCAGAUCUGUAUGCUAGUGGCUACCACAGUCGGCGCAGGCUACACUGAUGGCUCGUAGAGUGAUAUAUUCAGAGCAUAACCAAAGAACCUCAUUCUCUGCAUCCCUCUGGUCGUGUGAGUGGACUGUAGCCAGUUCGUUAGCAACUGGGGUGAGCAAGGUGGGACGUUGUUUCUGAGCUGGAGGUGUGGCCCACGGAAACUGCCUCCUUGGGCAGGCAUUGCCUGAACGCAGAGCACCGAGUGCCCGUGGUGCUGCUUUCCGGGGGUGACAUCCUCGAGAAAACACGAACAGCAGCGAGUUUUGCUCUUUUUAUGUGGCAGCCUCGUCUCUGGCAAGCUGCGUGCACCCUUGAGUUUACAUCACCGCCGUCUACCCCAAAGCUCAGGCUUGAGUAAGUUUUAAAGUGUUUUGCUCUGGUGGAUUAUCUGGUGUGAAAUCCUGAUCCCUGUAAUAAAUAUUCAGAUGAUAAUAUAUACAAAGCAGAAAAGAACCAUUAUCUUGUGAAAUAUACUUUUGUAAAUAAUAUUUAAUUUUUUUAAAAAAAUAAUAUAUUUGGUGCUGUUUUCUCAGAGCCCCUCCCUGAGAGCACUUUUUUGUUGUUUAUAAAUGAUACCGAUCCUUCUGUAUUUGUUGGAAAAUAUGUUUAAAGGGAAACAAAAAUCAUAAUAUACGUUGUCCUCUUAAGUCGAUCCAUUUUUCCUCUGGACGUGGCAGGAGAGGGGAGUCACUCCUGCUUCCAUCCGGCAGGAUUCAUCUCCGGCGCAGGCGGGGGCCGGGGUACGGACGGGAGCCCGUGGUCCGGGCAGGUACUGGUGUGUGGGACGGGAGGUAGCUCCAGGCACUCGGGCAGCGCUCCGAUGUCUGGAGUUACAUGCUGAAACACCUUCACUCCGUGCCGGAGGUCCCGUCCGGCAGCCUGAGCCCCGUGUCAGCUCACGCUCCCACGGUGAGUCCCACAAAAGCCGGUGGGGCUCUGUCUGGGCACGACUUUCCUGAGGAGAUCUGGUUUGUAGCAUCCGGGCCUGAAAUUUUUCUCUUGCACCAGUAUUGGCUGGAGUGAAGUAGAUACCGAGACUUAGAAAUCAGGAUUGAAUAUAAGCUGCAACCUCUGAAUCGCUGUUUCCAGUUGCUUGGGGGCAGCAGGGGUGGAGGAGUAUAGGAUUUCUAAUUAGUCAUUGUUUUUAAACUAAAACAUCAGUCUUUGGACAUGGAUCCUGGUUUUCUUUUGGUUGUUUUGUUGUUGUUUGUUGUUGGUUUGUUUGGUUUUUAAACCAGGCUGCUACAUGACAAAUUAGAGUAAAAGUUUACCUCUCUGGCAGUAAAGUUAAUUUUCUUUUGUUUUCCUUUGUGUCUUUAACCGCCCCCCUUCUACCCCUUCUUCAUUCUUAAUUCAUUGGGUCUCUUGUUUAUCCCAAAGUGGACCAACAGCACAAACCGCUGGACUGUGUUUUGCUGAGCAAGGAGCUGUUUUCAGUGCUGAAUAACUGUUGCACGCUCUUUAAUUCUCUGUUCUUGGUGCACACGAUUUAAAAAUCCACAGGAAAAAAAACCCUGCGAAUGAAAUCUGUUGUUCUUGUGAUGAUCAAGUGAGAAUUUUCUCUGUAUGCGUUUUUCUAACUGGUACGUGAGAGUGUGUCAAUCAUGCGUUUCGCUGCACUUCCUUGUUUGGGGAGGAGCAUCGUGCUUCCGUGUGAACCAGUUCUUGGAUGAAGAGGUGACACCCAAACACCCGGUUGGGGAAACAGAUUGGCGAGAACCAGAGCUCAGCUCGGUGGGAAGGAGCUCUUCUCACCAGGUGAGAGGCCUCAGAAAUUAAAUGCUCAGAAACAAUGACGUUAGACAUAGAUUCUGCAGAAUCCUGUUUAAAAAGAAUAAGCAGAAGAGGGGGAACAAAAUCAUCUUGAAUUCAGAAAAAAAAUGAACAUAUUUAAAUGCAAGCAGAAUGGCAUUGUGUAAGGUACAACCACAAAUAAGCUAUUCUCAUAGUUACGAACUGUAUGUCUCCUUUGUUUUGUUUUUCAUAAGGAAAUGGGAAUGCUUUCCCUGCUGACAAAACUAAAGGACAAUAUUUCCGAUACCAGCCUGUCUAUUGAUGCUCUUGUGUUUACAAAUUGUGUAUACUUUUAUUUCUUCGAUCUUAUUUUAAUUUUAUUUUUUGGCAUAUUCUUUCAGGUCAUUUGCUUCAGUAAUAAAUGCAAUUGUUUGUUUUCAAAUAAUUGGUUUUCACCUUUUCAUGUAUUUGUACAUUGUAUAUAGUUCUUCAGUAUUAGAGGGAGGCGUAUUGUUUGUCAUAUUUACAAUAUGUGUUGGUGCUCAUUUGAGAAAAUAAAAUUUUCAAGUACUAAAA